AUGGUAUACAAAGAUCAUAAAAAUCAUCCUACAAUAGCAUGUUAUUCAGGAUCAUUAUUUCUAACAUCACUAGCAUCAAGUUUAAUAGGCUUUAUCCGAUUAAUUCAAAACUCAAAAUCUGAACAAAGUAUCAUUUGCAGCCUUCAGGGUGUUUUAAUUAUUUAUGUUACGCUUGCCUCUGAUAUAUGGCCCGUUUGUAUCGCUUUUAAUGUUUGGGUUCAAUUUAAUUCUAAUAGUUUACAAGGGAGGGAUAGAUGGUCCAUUAGGAUGUUAUUGUUUGUUUAUGCAAUAAUAAGUUGGGGUGUGCCUGUGUUCUUAACUUUCGCAGCUUCUAUAAAAUCUAUUAUGAAUGGAGAUAUGAUUUCUUGGCCCAAUUACUGUUUUCCUACUCCGUCUGGAAUUCACACAGCUAUCUUUUUAAUAUGUGUAGCGGCCAUGACCACAACUUUAGCAUUCUCAGUUAGGAAUGUUAUAUUAACAAUUAAAUACGACACUGGUCAAUUAGGCGAUAGUCUUGUGAUUAACCGUAUUAAUUUCGUUUGGGUUAUUUGUGCCGACUUUGCGAUGUCUGCAACACCGUGGAUCACAUUCGUAUUCUUUGGAACCACAUCCGAGGCAGUUCGUAAAUAUUUGCCAAGAUUUUGUUUUUCGUAUAAAGACAAUGACAAGAUACCCGUGAGGCCUUCAAUGAUAGAUCGAAAAAGUAUAAACACUUCAUCUUUUCUAUCACAUGAACCUUCUCUGGAUGAUUCGACUGUGGUAACCGAAGAAAAAGGUUCUCCACAAACUCCUCAACAUAACUUUGCAAUGCCAGGUGGCAGUAGUGUGUCGACGUUUAGCCAACGCGUGGAUCCGAAUUCACCUGAUCCAUUUAGUCAUCGUAAAAAUCCUUCUUUGACAAUUAAGAUUGAUCCUAUCAGACCUGCAGAUGAUUCAAAGAUGGCUAAUUCUAGGGUUUCACGUGUUCGAAAAGGCAAAGAAAGAGCAACUGCUAUAAAGAAAUCUUUUUUGUAUAAAACUUAUGCGGAUGGCUCAAACGAUGAUUAUGGAUCCAAGAAUCAAGAUUCUUCUAAAAAUAAGAAAGUUGAUGUGUCGCGUGGAAAAUCCUCGGCUUUCCACGAAACAGCAAUGCCAAAUCGUAGAUCUCCACGUCAAACACGACAUACUAUUACCGAAGGAAGCAAGAUCCAAUCACGUGAUAUUAUGAAUGAACCAGUCAGAUUUCUCUUGAAACAAUUUUCGUUCGAAAAACGUCAUAAAUCCGAAUCUAUAAUUAAAAUUCCACUCGAGUUUGGUAUAAAAACUUAUUCACAUCAUAGUUUGCUCUCAAUUCCAUCACUAAAUAAAGUAACAGAUAAUAAAACAACAGAUAAUCAUGUGGAAAAUGUAAUGUCAUCAUCGUCUACAUCACAAAUAGUAGUGACGGAUGAUUCACAAAACAUAAUGCCCUUGCCACAAUCGUUAUCCUCAUUAAUACCACAAACAGGAUUAUCAGCACCUCCGCGUAAAUCGUCCAAAGAGUCUAUGAAGAAACAAACAAUAAAUUAUCCACCAAAUUUCUACCUCACUGUAAAUAACGGUUCUUUGUCAACAAAUGCGACUUUUGGAUCACAAAUAACUCCAAACUCAAUGGUGACAGGCAUUGUUAAUUCCUCCCUUGAUCAAAAUCUUUUUGCAGAAAGUAGUAAUAAUCUUUCAUUUCGGUCACCGUCGUUAAAAUUACCAUCGACGCCUUCAUUUGGCACAAUGGCAGUACAUUCAACACAAAGAACAAAUACACAAUCAUCGUCAAGUUCAAAAUCCUCAAAAACAUCAUCCAAUAAUCGAAGUAGUGCUGGUACCACAAGGUCUUCUAAUGGAUUUACUUUAACGCCAAGAGGCAGUUAUCCUUUUAAUACUACGCGACCUGUAACCAAUAACGACAACGGAUCAUCAUCACUUGCUUUUGAUGAUGAGAAUGAAGAGAGGAUGGGAGAACUUAGACGAAUUGUAGAAGAAUUUAACCAAUCUUCAUUCAAAACACAAGAUUCAUCAUUGUGA
This is a messenger RNA of Racocetra persica, 2040 nucleotides long. Lineage: Eukaryota; Fungi; Glomeromycota; Glomeromycetes; Diversisporales; Gigasporaceae. The record is from the annotation of a GenBank genome assembly.